AUGGACGAACGUGACAUCGAACAGAGGGCCAAGGAGGCAGAAGCACGCGAGUGCGCAGAGCGAGGCGCUCGCGUGCAUGCCUUUCUCGAAGCCCAGUCGUCCAUCAUGCGCAUGAUGGACGAGCUCGAAGCGAAAGUGAAGCAGAACGCGACCUUCUGCGCCCUGGUGAACGGAGCUCUGUGUCUACACGAGGAGCAGGACGAAGACGCUGAAGCGCAUGCACGCCGGGCCUUGGAGAUCGCUGAAGCGAUGCAGAGGAGAUCGUGGAUCGUUCUAUGCCGCUACUGGCUGGGGCGGAUCGAGUAUCAGCGGGGCAACACUGCCGACGCGUACGAGCAUUUCGUCUACGUGAACCACUGGAUCAAGGAUUCCCCUGAGGCGGAAGAUCUGCCGUUUUAUCUCGACCAUUGUGACCCCUUGGGGCCCCAGACGGAGUCGCAGGCGCUGCCGUGGCCACUGCAGCAGGGGGAUGGUCCGGCUCUCUGCAAGAAAUGCCAGCAACCCAUGGACGAGGGGGACAGUCCGGAUGAUAGCCAGAAGUUACUUGACGGCCAUGAUGGCCCUCGACCCGCCAAGCGGACGCUGGGACCCUCCCUAGAGGAUGAUACUACCGUGCUCAUCUCCCAGCCCCGGCGUGAUGGGACAUCGCCUGCUCGAGCCAAGCCCUGGGUCGUCCAAGAUCGCGAAGACCAGCACCUGCACCCCGGCGAUGAAGAGCCGGUAGUCAUCCGUAGACCCGGUCGGAAACACCGGCCCGACUUGGAACUCAGCUGGAGUAUGGGGUCCACGCCCUCUCCACACCGAUUGGAACAGGCGCCCUUCACCUUCCGGAUGUACCCCACGGGCGUCGCGGCCCGGACCCGCCCGACGAAGGUCUUCAAAGAGCACCCGAAUGAGGUCCUCAUGCCGGCCAAGGAGUGGGAGACAAUCCGCAAGGACGCAAAGGAUAAAUGGGUCACAAUGAGUCUUUUGGCUCACGAGAGGGACCAUAUCCAGCAGAAGAUCUUGGAGAAGAAAACCUCGUAG
Aspergillus campestris IBT 28561 is the source of this 1026-nucleotide messenger RNA. RefSeq names its product tetratricopeptide repeat protein. The coding region runs from base 1 to 1026 and encodes 341 amino acids. The transcript has a single exon. Gene Ontology annotation, molecular function: protein binding. The record is from RefSeq and is a predicted model, not a curated record. Lineage: Eukaryota; Fungi; Ascomycota; Eurotiomycetes; Eurotiales; Aspergillaceae.